ACAUACAAACUCUUCACUCUAUUUUCACCUUCACAGAACUAUCCAUCCAACCAACCAAACCCUAAACACUCUUUCAAACAACACACAAACAAAACAACCAUGCCUUCCUCUCCUUUCUCCUUUCUCCUCCUCCUAACUCUUCUCUCCUUCAUCCACCCAACACCAAUCUCCUCUUUUGAGUUUGAAGUUGGUGGCAAUGCUGGCUGGGCUGUUCCUUCCAAAGACACUCAAUUCUACAACCAUUGGGCUUCCGACAACCGAUUCAAGAUCGGCGAUACCAUUAAUUUCAAGUAUGAUAAGGACUCAGUAUUGGUGGUUGAAGAGGGGGACUAUGACAAGUGUGAUUCAGCUCAUCCAAUAUUUUUCUCAAACAAUGGGAAUACAGUGUACACUCUUGAUCAUUCUGGUGCAUUUUACUUCAUCAGUGGAAUUGCUGAGCACUGCCAGAAAGGCCAGAAGAUGAUUAUUAGAGUUAUGGGGCACUCGGAGGGGCCGGGGAGUUCACCGGAUGCUGGAAACCACACCGGAACUCAUAAUGUUCCUUCAUCUUCUCCUAAUGGUUCUGGGGGUGGUCUUUAUGAGGGUUUUCAUGCCAUGCAUGUUUCUCUUCUUUGGGUCUUUUUUAUGUUCUUAGGGUCCCUCUUGUUUUAAACUUAGGUGUAUGUUGAACAUGUUGUGGUUCUCUCUGUGUUAGUGCUGUUGCAUGUUUAGUUUAUUUUGCAAAUAAAUUGUUUUUAGGGUGUCUUUUUGCUUAAA
This is a messenger RNA of Dioscorea cayenensis subsp. rotundata (Guinea yam), 756 nucleotides long. Its product is annotated as early nodulin-like protein 3. The transcript has 2 exons. The coding region runs from base 100 to 651 and encodes 183 amino acids. The record is from RefSeq and is a predicted model, not a curated record. Lineage: Eukaryota; Viridiplantae; Streptophyta; Magnoliopsida; Dioscoreales; Dioscoreaceae. Gene Ontology annotation, molecular function: electron transfer activity. Gene Ontology annotation, cellular component: plasma membrane.